CCACAGACUUACGAAUAAAAUACAUGUCCAGUAGUAGCGGUAGCUCGUGGCAAGGCGACCGAAACAACAGCUGAUUACUUGUUGGGUGUACGGUGAACUGAUUGUUAGCCCCACGCUGGCUAGCUUUGUAACCGUGAAACGAAAAGUUUCCUAUCGUAUCGCCAAAGCGCGAUGCCGUCACUAACCUGCGUUUCUGGGCCAUGGACUCGAACGGCGGCCCGUCGCCUGAGCCAACAAGCACGGCCCGACGGCCACGACACCGGCAUCCGCGUGUACGACCCCAUUGGCCGUGCCAAGGUACCCCUCAAGCUCCAGCACGAGCGCGUCGCCAAGUGGUACUCGUGCGGACCGACCGUGUACGACUCGAGUCACGUCGGCCACGCCUACACUUACCUCCGCACCGACAUCAUCCGCCGUAUCCUCGGCCGCUUCUUCGACGUCGACGUGGUCAUGGUGAUGGGCAUCACCGACAUCGACGACAAGAUUAUCGCGCGCGCCGUUCAGCUGGGUGAGACACCAGAAACGCUGGCACGUCGCUACGAACGUGAAUUCCGCGAGGACAUCGCCAAGUUGGGCGUCCUCCCGCCUACGUUGUACGCACGCGUGAGCGAGUACGUACCCAGCGUCGUCCGCUUCUGCGAGGUCCUGCGGGACAAGGGGCACGCGUACGCCGCGCCAGAUGGCUCGCUCUACUUCGACGUCUCGCAGAGGCCCGACUACGGGCUGUUUCGAGCACCGGGCAUGGGAUCGUCCAUUCCGGUGGUCGGCGUCAAGCGCGACCCCCGCGACUUCGCCCUCUGGAAAGGGGCCAAGCCGGGCGAGCCCCAAUGGACGUCUCCGUGGGGGCCAGGCCGCCCCGGCUGGCACAUCGAGUGCUCGGCCAUGGCGAGCGAGUUGCUCGGAGACUCCGUCGACAUCCACACGGGAGGGAGGGACCUGGCGUUCCCGCACCACGAAAACGAGGAAGCCCAGAGCCGCAGCAGGCACGGCAAAAGCCGCUGGGUGCGGCACUGGCUCCACAUGGGGCAGGUCAUGGUGGCCAAAGGGGGCACCGACGCGGUAAAAAUGUCCAAGUCGGCAGGCAACACGUUGCCUUUGCAAACGGUCCUGGAAGACCAUUCGGCAGAGACACUCCGUCUGCUGUGUCUGCGCAGCCACUACAGUGCAGAUGUCGUGGUGGGACCGGAAGCCCUCCACCAGGCACAGGUCAACCUAAACAUGCUCCGCGACUUCUGCGCUAAUGCGGGUUCUUACGUCCGUGGCGAGCUUCCUACGAGGGAGUUGAAUGAACCGGAGCUGCUGGGACAGCUGGCCUACUUGAAGAUUCAGUUACGAGAGGCGAUGGCGGACGACUUGGACUACUCCCAAGCGACUGCGCGCGUCCUCAAAUUGGCGUCGCGACUCAAUGGGCGUCUACAAGGACCUUGCGCGCAGACCAGUGCUGCCGGUGCCUGUCGUGGUGCCAUUGCCGCAGCGCUCGUGUUGGUGUCUCGCUUCUUCGGUGACGUGGGCGUCGAACUUGCCACGAGAGACACUCUCGCGAGUGCAUCUGAAACAAGCACUGCGCUUGUGGUGGACAGUGUGGUGGCCUUUAGGUCUGCGGUGCGGCAGCAUGCCCUGGCUCAUAAGGACUCUAGUCGUCCCCUCCUGGAAGCAUGUGACAGUCUCAGAGACCAGCUGGCUCUGGAGGGCGUGCAGAUCAAGGACAGGGGUAGCCAGUCCUCCACGUGGGACAUAGUGCCCGUGGGGGGUAACCGGGGGAAGUCGCAAAAAAAGGAGCAAUGAAUCGGUUUUGAACUUUUA
Molecule: messenger RNA, 1803 nt
Organism: Ixodes scapularis (black-legged tick)
Lineage: Eukaryota; Metazoa; Arthropoda; Arachnida; Ixodida; Ixodidae
Gene: CysRS-m
Product: cysteine--tRNA ligase, mitochondrial
Exons: 1
Coding region: 172-1785 (537 amino acids)
Biological process (GO): cysteinyl-tRNA aminoacylation
Cellular component (GO): cytoplasm
Molecular function (GO): ATP binding; cysteine-tRNA ligase activity
Source: RefSeq, a predicted model, not a curated record